Nematocida major is the source of this 321-nucleotide messenger RNA. RefSeq lists its product as uncharacterized. The transcript has a single exon. The record is from RefSeq and is a predicted model, not a curated record. NCBI's taxonomy places the organism in Eukaryota, Fungi, Microsporidia. The coding region runs from base 1 to 321 and encodes 106 amino acids. Gene Ontology annotation, molecular function: protein binding.
AUGAGUAUGAAAUACACACAGAAAGUGUGCAAAAAGAGAGGGCUAUUUCCCGUGCUGAAACAGUGCAUUGAAGUGGGCAAAAUCAGAAAGCUGAAAUAUUUGAUGCAAAAGCACAGGGUGGAUCCGUCUCUCCUCCAGAGCAAGAACAAGUGCACGCUUCUGCACGUGGCUGCUGCCUACAAUAGGAGCAGAAUCGCCUUGUUUUUGAUAGAGCAAGGAUCUUCUAUUUAUCACCAAAAUAGCAAAAACGAGUGUCCGUACUAUGUGGCUGUUGUGCGGGGAUGCAAAAAUGUUCUUAAGUAUAUGGAGGACGUGAAAUAA